This is a messenger RNA of Racocetra fulgida, 238 nucleotides long. Lineage: Eukaryota; Fungi; Glomeromycota; Glomeromycetes; Diversisporales; Gigasporaceae. The record is from the annotation of a GenBank genome assembly.
AUGCAAAGUGGAACACUAUUGAUUGUCUUAUAUUUUUGGAUAAAAAUAAUUGCUUGGGGAAAAGAAGAAAUUUUAAUCGAAUUUAAGAAGCAGCUAUAUUCAGUAAAUAUUAAUCAGUCAUUAAACAAAAAAGCCCGUGAUAAAGCAUCAAAACUUCACAAAAAUGUAGAGAAAAAUUUCAAAUUCAAAGAAGUUGUAGCAUUUUUUGAUCAGAUGGAUGAAAAAGUAAAAUAUUUAC